AUGGGACGUGGUGCAGCAAUACGUAAUCGAAAACUUCGCAGGGGUUCAUCGGAUUCAGAACCGAUUGCAUCAAGAAUGCGCAUUCCAAAUAAGAAACAACGCAAAAUCAUGGACGAGCUGCUGCUAAACUCUAAUCUUAAACGAGCAGACGAUGCCACUAAUGGAAUCAUCCGUCCUGUACAGCCAAUUUUGCGAGAAAAACCAACAACACCAUUCAUAGUUCUACCUGAAGAAGCACGCUUUGCACCACUUAUAAAGAAAAGUAGAUAUGCAUUAGAUAUAGGAGGUACACUAGUCAAACUUGUCUACUCAACUGUAUGUGAACGAGCAGAUAAGUCGGGUUGCGAAGAGCCGGAAGUUUUACUAAAUUUCAAGAAGUUCACUUCAAUCGAGGCUUGUUUAGAUUUUAUCAAUAAUGUGAGUUCCAGUUCUAAUAUUUUCGUGUUUUUUUUUUCACAUUUUCGCAUGGCAAAAUACCAAUACACUUUUGGCUUGUUUUGCCUACACAUCGAAGACUACAAACUGUAGCC
This is a messenger RNA of Cylicostephanus goldi, 530 nucleotides long. The record is from the annotation of a GenBank genome assembly. NCBI's taxonomy places the organism in Eukaryota, Metazoa, Nematoda, Chromadorea, Rhabditida, Strongylidae.